Messenger RNA from Babesia ovata, 579 nucleotides. Its product is annotated as 60S ribosomal protein L24. Bases 1 to 579 code for a protein of 192 amino acids. Gene Ontology annotation, biological process: ribosomal large subunit biogenesis. Gene Ontology annotation, cellular component: nucleolus. Lineage: Eukaryota; Apicomplexa; Aconoidasida; Piroplasmida; Babesiidae. The record is from RefSeq and is a predicted model, not a curated record. The transcript has 4 exons.
AUGAGGAUCGACAAAUGCUGGCUAUGUUCCAGCAACAUAUACCCGGGUCACGGGAUCGUAUUCGUCCGCAAUGACUCGAAGAUAUUCCGUUUCUGCCGAAGCAAGUGCCACAAGCACUUCAAGGCGAAGCAUAACCCGCGCAAGCUGAAGUGGACCAAGGCUGCGCGUCGGCUGGCAGGCAAAGAGAUGGUAACGGAUAACUCCGUGGAGAUGGAGCGCCGACGCAAUGCGCCGGUGCGAUACGACCGCAACAUGUAUAUCACUGCGAUCAAGACCAUACAGAAGGCCGAGCGCGUCGAGGAGCUGCGUAAGAUUCUCAUGAGGAGGCAGCGCCGCCGCGCUCUAAUCGCUAAAAAGCGAACGUUGGCAGAGAAGGAGUUGGAGACACACAGUCAUAUCCUCGAGGUACCCAACGAUCUGCUGGAUCGCCGCGAAAAGGACGGCGAGGACGUCGUCAUGGAGAGCAAGACAAAGCGCGUAACGCGGCACAUGAAGGUAUCCCAGCCGAAGGAAAUUGUGCGGGUUCGCAAGUCAAUCAAGAAGUCGCGUCGCUCCGACGACGCCAUGGACAUCGGCUGA